AAAACAUGCUGGCGUUGUUGACAGUGUGGUCACGUGGCGCUGUCUAGGCAACGGGCUGUUGAUAACGCUCGGAUAACUAGCCGUGAAGAUAGUCGUACCGACUGUCUGGUGGAUGAUAACAAACUAUGCUGUUUUGACUCCGUGAAGAUUCGAUACAGCGGCCACACGCUUCUCGGACACUGGAACCAUGGAAGAACUACUGAAACUAGUAAACCCAAACUACGUCCGAAAUUUUCAAGAAUUUUGCGGACUACAACCCCGCGAACAGUGUGGCGCUGAAUCCGGGGUCCAUCCGUCUGAGAGAUCAGAGGUCAGUGAGUUUGCACCCCACACCCCAAACACAAACGGGUUUCGGAAAACGGAAUAUAACAAUUAUGUUAAAAGCCGGAUUGAUAAUGACGGACCAGCGUGUGUUUACACGGAUAAGGGUCGGUCGUCACGCCCCAGCCUCGUCGAACAGACGCCGUAUGUAAUAAAGUAUAAAUCUAUAUAUUACGUUGCCAAAGUUGGAUCGUUUUUUGGCGACGAAUUGUUCUAUGUGAUAUUCUUUUCAUUUUGGAUAUGGAACGUUGACAGUCUCGUUGGCAGACAGACGGUGUUUGUGUGGUCACUGGUGAUGUAUUUCGGACAAGGAACUAAGGACUAUCUGCGAUGGCCCCGCCCCCCUUCACCCCCAGUCUUCAGGCUGGAAACUGCCCAUUUGCAGGAAUAUUCCAUGCCGUCUACUCACGCAAUGGCCGGAACUGCCAUUCCUGUUGUGUUGUUCUACGGGAUUUGUACUCGAUAUGAGUUUCCUGCCGCAGCCGGUGUUGUCCUGGUGUCCACGUGGUGUGUCACCGUUUGCCUCAGCCGUCUCUACCUCGGGGUCCACUCUGUGCUGGAUGUGUUAGUCGGAUUCGUGUAUUCUAUGGCAAUCAUCAUCAUUGCAACACCUUAUUUCAAGGAAUUCGACACAUUCCAACAAACUCACCCAAGCGCCCCUGUCGUCCUCUUCAUCACCGGUCUCGCCCUUUGUACAGUGUGUUACCCCAGUAAAGAUCAACACUCCGCCAAGGGCGACGCUGUCGGAACCGUUGCCGUCACUGUCGGUCUCUCCUUCGGCUUGUGGCUCAACCACCAUCUUGGAUUGACCUCUCCACCGGAAGUGACAUAUCCAUACGCCAUUGCAAGCCCCACAGUGAAAUGGCUGGCUUUGUCCAUCAUACGUAUGUUUUCUGGUGCCUUUGUGCUAGCGUUGGUCAGAGAAGUGGUCACAACUGUGUCCAUCAAAGCGUUAUCGUAUUUGUUUAGGUUGGAAAAGCCAGACAAGAGACAUCCAACGGUCCAAACAGCCUAUAAGUUCAUCAGCUAUUUCGCGAUCGGAGUAUGUACCAUGUGGGCUGUGCCAUAUGUACAUACCAUCAUGGGAAUAUGUCGAUCACAGUUUUACUAUGAGGUCUCAUAACACAAUGCACAUAAAGGACAAAACAAUCAUCUUGGCCACUGUUUCAUCGAAAAUGUCCAGUCAGGAUUCGUUUUAAAGGCUAUUUCAAAUCAAAUUUGGUUUUUAUGUUUCAGUGGCUUUUAUUCUGAAUCAAUUGAUAUUUAAUUCUGUGAACAAGCAAACUAUCUCAUGAUUCGGUACUUCUAAGCAUAUUAAUUGCUCUGCUGUAAAACAAAGCGGUAAUUUGGUUACUAAUAAUUGUUGCUCUAUUUUGGUUAUCGGAUUCGCUCGUAACUUUCUGUGUACACGAUUGGAAAGUGCACGGAAAGAGACGAAUAGUGGAUACUUUAUAAUUAGUGGAUAUAAGACUACGCGAUCGCUAAACUUGCCACGUGAUACGAGUUGAAUGGAAUAGGAAGGAAGUAUUCCUUAAUUUGUUAAUAUAUAUAAAUUGCAAUCUGAUAAUUACUUUUUGUACACUUACAAAAAUCUUUUAUCAUUUCUUGUUUUAUAUAUAAAUAUAUAUAUAUAUAUAUAUGUGUGUAAAAUUAUAUAUAU
This is a messenger RNA of Haliotis rubra (blacklip abalone), 1981 nucleotides long. Its product is annotated as sphingosine-1-phosphate phosphatase 2-like. Bases 188 to 1444 code for a protein of 418 amino acids. Gene Ontology annotation, cellular component: endoplasmic reticulum membrane. The transcript is spliced from 3 exons. The record is from RefSeq and is a predicted model, not a curated record. Gene Ontology annotation, biological process: phospholipid dephosphorylation; sphingosine metabolic process. Gene Ontology annotation, molecular function: sphingosine-1-phosphate phosphatase activity. NCBI's taxonomy places the organism in Eukaryota, Metazoa, Mollusca, Gastropoda, Lepetellida, Haliotidae.